Messenger RNA from Ictalurus punctatus (channel catfish), 5844 nucleotides. It is a transcript of the gene b3gnt2b, whose product is annotated as UDP-GlcNAc:betaGal beta-1,3-N-acetylglucosaminyltransferase 2b. Bases 2343 to 3542 code for a protein of 399 amino acids. Gene Ontology annotation, cellular component: membrane. The record is from RefSeq and is a predicted model, not a curated record. Gene Ontology annotation, molecular function: hexosyltransferase activity. Lineage: Eukaryota; Metazoa; Chordata; Actinopteri; Siluriformes; Ictaluridae. The transcript has 2 exons.
UUCAUAACGAAUGAGAACACAGUUCAAUGCAACACCUCUGUUAGAUUAUUUGACGCUGCUUGAUUUUAUUAUUGAGCGAUUUCUGUAAGUCAGACUUGUGUUGAAAUGCCGUCGGGCGGCUGCGGGUCAGGUGCUAGAGCGGGUCGUCCACUAACCGUAGGGUCGGCGGUUCGAUUCCCGGCCCACGUGACUCCACGUACCGAAGUGUCCUCGGGCAAGACGCUGAACCCCGAGUUGCUCCCGAUGGCAAGUUAGCGCCUUGCGUGGCAGCUCUGCUACCGUUGGCGUGUGUGAAUGGGUGAAUGAGACACGGUGUAAAGCGCUUUGGAUAAAAGUGCCGACUUUUACACUUUUUCACUUUGUAAAGUGCUAAAUCAAAAUAAUAUUUUAUUCAACAUCGGCGUGCUAAGACAUAGAUGAGUUUUUAUGGUGAAAUCGGGUGGCAGGGUUGACUCACUGGUUUGUAAUGCAGCACGAAUUAGUUUCUCUUUUAGACUGACUAUAGAUGAUUAACAGGAAUAAACACUUUCUGCUGGCGGUUUGCCAAUAGAUAGCUCCUUUGCCUAGAGGCAACAUCGUGUCAGACGGAGCACGCCUCGUGGAUCGACGCCUUCACGCCGCACAGAAAGUUCAUGCAAAUUUGAGCCGGUUUACUUUACCCUUUUUAAAGCACAACCAGUAAAAUGAGGCCUCGUGUGUGACGUAGGAAAGACGUCAGUCUGGCUCUCUAGAGGUUUGAAUGUAACCUUAAUGCCAUCUUACAUCCGUCAGCUUUUAAAUGUUAAAAUCUCUUAAUUGCAUUUCUGACUAGCUGGUGUUCUUUUAAGAUCGCACACCCCGCCCUCACUGCCUGUGUAGCUGAUGAUGACAUCUCCACACAAACGAAGCGUGGCACGCUAAGUCAGUCACACUCGAAGGAAGCGACAUCGAAAGCGUCUGUCUUUCCUUGGGUUUCUCAGAGUGGUUUCAAAAACUCCGUUACGUGUGCUGCAUCGGACUGGAGCUCGUAACCCGGAGAGGACAAAGAGAACCCGUCCUCCGUUUUGGAAAGCCAGAAAGGUCUCCCCGACCCCGAGUUCGGCACGCGGCAUCGUAUCGACAUGGCUGCUCGUAGUAGUGACAGUAAACAGUGGAGAGUGAUUUCUCAGGUCCCACCUACGAUUCCGAUUGAGUGUCGCAUGGUUUUUAAUACGUACUGGGAAGCUUUCAAAUAAGCGCUUGUGUUUCCGAGAAUAAUUUCCAUAUGUAAAAACCAGCAGCAGCGGCGAGAUUACGAACGUAAAGCCACCACUUUCUAAGAAAUCGAUCCUCGGAGAACAGUUGUACCACUGCUGAGUAUACGCCUAUAGACAGCUCAGUUCAGGAAAAGUGUCGCCUUUUCAAGCCAUGCUCAAGCUAAUCUCGCGACUUCCGUCCGGCACAUCAUGCAGAAAGUAUUCAAAUGAAGAUUUGCACCAACAAAGAAAAUAUAAUGCAAAUGUUGUUUUGUUAUUUUUAUCGUCCUGUAGCUUUCCUGUCAUGUAAGGUAUCGAACAGCUUCUGUAAGCAUGGAUGAUCGUAAUACACUGGAAGUUCGGCGCAGUACGUUGAGUAGGAGCCGUAAGCCUUCAAAGAUUUUAACACACGAGCACGUGGAGUUUAUUUUUAUUGUGCUAGGACUGUGUUUAAUAAAAAAAUAUAUAUAUAUAUUCGUACAGUAUUUUUGAUAGGAAAUAUAGAUUUUUCCUCGUAAGUCCUGCUUAUAACCAACACCCUGCUUAUGCGGGAAGAUGUUAGACUUGUGUUAGGCUGUCUCCGCCUCUUUUUGCUUUGAACUACGCUUUUCUCAACGGACACUAACCGAAACAAUUGCUGGCCCCGUUUUGCAAGCAGUUGGGUGGGGGAUAUUUAUUAUGCGUUUACAAUCCAUUUCAUUGUUCGUGAUUCAAGUAGGGAGGGAAAUUCAGCCUCUGGGGGGGUUAAAAAAAAAAAUCUCUAUUUAUAUAUAACACUAUUGAUGUUGUUAACAUGGAUUACAAACUGAGGAUUUAAUAUUUUUAAGAGAAAAAUCCCUAACAAAACAAAAAACUACACGUGGCUCUAGGACAGACCGUAUUCCGAAUAUAUUCAGUAAUUUAUGAGGUCUAUUUGUCUCCUGUUUUUGUAAUUGUGUUCAGCUGUUCUAGUCUCUUUGUGGUGAAAUGGGAUUGGUAGUGGGUCCCUAAAGCAUUUCUGCCACGAGGGAUUGAAAAUACCGAGCGCAUGAUGGUUAUAAAAUGUGUUUGUUUCUUUUUCUAUGAAGUAGAACAGCAAAGAGAGUCACAAGGCAGAGAGGCAGAGACCGGGUGGUGAAUGCCGGUACCAUGCACGGACCUCGAAGAAAGCUGAAGGUCGUCGUGACGACUGUAAUGACUGCGUUCUUCUUCAUCAUCGUGGAAGUUUCGAGAAGCGGCGGCCAAGAUAAAAAUGGACGGCACAAAAUUCGAAUCCCCACCAAACCAUUCUGGGGAAAACUGUCCCCCAUGGAGGCCUUCUGGAACCGCCAGCAGCAGAAACUGGACCAUUUGAACAACCCGGUCCUGAACGGACCGAACGCCACAGUCGGUGGCCUUCUGCCGGACUGGCUGAACGACACGGUUGCUCAGGACUCCUGCGAGCCGGACUUUCGGGUCAUGACGCAAGUGAGGAAUUUCAGCUUGCUUCCAGAUCGUUUUAAAGACUUUUUGUUGUACAUGCGAUGCAGGUCCUAUCGCAUGGCCGUGGACCAGCCUCAGAUAUGCAAAGAUCAGCCGUUCCUGCUGCUGGCCAUCAAAUCGUUGGAAUCGCAUUUCGACCGGCGUCAGGCGAUACGAGAGUCCUGGGGUCGAGCCGGUCUCGUCGCAAACAAGUCCAUCGUGACCGUAUUCCUCCUUGGCAACGCCACUGCCGUGGACCACUUCCCAUACUUAUCGCCGAUGUUGGAGUAUGAAAGCUCCAUGCAUGGAGACAUCCUUCAGUGGGACUACAGGGACUCCUUUUUUAACCUGACUGUUAAAGAGGUCCUUUUCCUCGAGUGGUUCAACACUCGCUGUCCGGAUGCUAGCUUCAUAUUCAAAGGUGACGACGAUGUCUUCGUCAACACUGUCCUGAUUAUAGACUUCCUCAAGGGUCUGUCCCCUACCAAGGCGCAGGACCUGUUUGUCGGGGAUGUAAUAAUGAAUGCUGGACCUCACCGGGACAAGAAGGUUAAGUACUACAUCCCUGAGAACUUUUUUGUAGGGAGCUAUCCACCGUACGCAGGUGGUGGAGGGUACCUUUACUCCGGAAAAGUGGCCAAGAGACUCCAUGGGAUUAUGAACAGGGUGCCGCUGUACCCCAUUGAUGACGUCUACACGGGCAUGUGCCUGAGGAAGCUGGGACUUGCCCCGGAGAAGCACAAGGGGUUUCGCACUUUCGGCAUUGAGGAGAAAUAUCGUAACAACCCGUGUGCCUAUAAGAGCCUGAUGCUGGUUCACCCCAGAAGUCCGCAGGACAUUAUUAAAAUAUGGGCGUGGCUUAAGGACCCCACUUUAAAUUGUCAUUAAAACUUCACGCAAGGCCUUCUUACCAACCUCAGGGUUGCUAGUCUGUACAUGGCAGCUAAGAUUAUUAUUAUUAUUAUUAUUAUUAUUAUUAUUAUUAUUAUUAUUAUUAAUGAUCAUGUGUGAGACAUGAGCUAGGCCCGGUUGUGCAUCGUGUCUCCGAAGUGAAUCAAAAGCUAAUGAACGUUUCAAAUUUCUUCAAGUUUAUGAAUAUCUCCAAUAGUGUUACAGGUUUUUACACAUCGACCAAACGUUGCUCUAUUACAGUAAUCUAUGUGCCGGUGUAGUUUAUGCUAAAGACAAUAGGAUCAUGGGAAGUUCAGCUGGUUUGAACUCGGUGCAGGAGGGGGGGGGGGGGGGGGGGGGGGGAAUCCCCGAUCGCUAUAGUCGAGCAUCUUCUAUUAUUUAUAUUUUUGUUUUGGCUGUGUGAUUAUAGGACAGUACGUGUUGUUGAAAACUGCUUGUGCUGCCUCUUUUUUUUUUUUCUUUUUUUUUUUUCCCUCCCAAAGCUUGAAUCAUGAAGGUUAAACUAAAGCAUUACUGCAUUAAAAAAAAAAAAGGAAAAAGAAAGGACCUGCAGUAGUCAGCUCCACGCGAUUAAUGUAUUGUGAAACCUUUGGCUUAUCUGUUGUUCCAGGAGUGCUGAUUCUCACACAUGUUGGCUGGUUUAGUUGUGAUUUUUUUUUUUUUUUGGGGGGGGGGGGUUUCUUUCAAGGUUCACUAUGUCACUCAUGAUUGAUUUGCCUCAUGUUUGAUUCCCCCCCCCCCCCCGAAGAGCUUUAUCACAGACAAGGUAGAAUGAAACAAGUUCACUGCAGUCGUGCUUAUCAGAUUAGGUGAAUUUAGGUCAGAGAAUAAGUAUUGUAGGUCAGGAAAUUGGCGUGUACUUUUCUUGGUCAUGUAAUGGCUGAUUAAAUUCUCUGAAUGAUUGAUAGGUUAUUUAUUCCUUUGUACGGUCAGUUUUUAUGCUUUGAAUUUAAUCAGGACAACACGUUACUGUCUGUCCGGCCAAAAAUGCAUCAUGCUGCGUCAACUUCGUUUCCGUUCACCUCUUCGAAUGGGUCGCUGUACGGCACCAAAAACACUGCUGAAGCAAGCUUCAAAAGAAGAGCGUUUUCCCAUAUGUCAGUAUUCAUCUGUCUGUGCCUAAUGUGACGCACCUGGAUAAGGAAACCAGACCGGACAAUGUAGUUUUGUUUAUAGUUUCGUCUCUGGGUUUGUUUUUUUCCAGAGACGCGUGAGCACGACGCUCCGUUCGCUGUUCUUUCACCACCAGGGCAAAGCAGAGGUCUUAUCUAUCAUACAGUUACACCUGCUGGGCAGGUGCUGCAAUCACACCCUGCUUCCCUUUUUAAUCAAGACACUGGAUUCCUCUUUCCUUUUGGCAUGGCGCUCGAGUGGAAUGUUAAAAUGCCGUGUCGGUCCUUCAUCCUACACGUGUUUCACUGCUGAAAACCUACAAACCAAAAUAUUGCACUUUGUGCCUGCUUGCUGUAAAUAAAAAAAAUAAACAGAAAAUGUUUACACGUCAAGAUGGAUAGAUAAAUAAAUGGUUUAAAACAAAUGACUAUAUAUUUAUAGACUAUAUAGGUUUAUCUGCCAUUAUUUAUGAACCGGUGAGGCUUUCCAACUGGAGUUCUCGAAACCAGGACGAAGCAGAGUCCGAUCAACUUCAGCGAUGGUGUCAUAUGAUUUAUACGCUUUCACAUUUCAACGGGGACAGUAGCGACUUUAGUAUAUUUGCUUCUUUCUGAACCCUUAAACAUCCCUAGACGCUCUGAAUAAUAUCCCUGGGUCUCGUUAUUUUAGCAGAACACUUAACGGACCGAACAUUUCCGAUGUUAUUCGAUUCAAAUUGUAAAUCAUAUGAAUCGAAUUUUUUUUUCAUUUUUUUUAUCCUCCUCGCCCGUUCUGUAUAGUUACGGUAUGACGAUUAUCCGAUAACAGACGUGACCCGAUCAUGCUGGCGCGAAACCGUUUGAUCCCAGCUCCGAGUGUUUGUACCGUUCAGGUGGUUUCUCGCGUCUUUUGACACGGUGACUCGGGUCUGUUUUCCGUAGCUGUUUAAAAAAAAAACACACACACACCUGACGCAGUUUUACCACAAAGACCAAACUUAAUCAAAACCUAUGUUAUAUCUUAACAUAAGGAGACACUGUUUUUUUGUUUUUUGUUUUUUUGUUUUUUUACAUGCAAAUGUGCCUGUUCUUUAUUGCUGACAAAGUAUCUAUUUGUAACUUAACAUGCACCUUUUUGUUCAAUUUCCCCAUUUAAAUAAAAAAUAAAACUUCAGUGUUUUUUUUUA